Molecule: messenger RNA, 288 nt
Organism: Didymodactylos carnosus
Lineage: Eukaryota; Metazoa; Rotifera; Eurotatoria; Philodinida; Philodinidae
Source: the annotation of a GenBank genome assembly
AUGAAUCAGUUCGGUCAAGUCUCUAUCGAGCGCGCUGGAGACAGUUACAAACAUAUCGACACUAAAGAAGUUUUUAUGAUUCCUGAUAAUCUUCAAAAAACACUUGAUGAUCAACGUUUUCUUGCGUUCGAUGUUGAUAUUGGUUCAAGAAUGCUUGGUUUUUGUUCUCAUGAAGGUCUUUUUCGAUUGUGCAUGAGUUAUGGUGUACAGUUAUUGCCUGCUACAAUAAUGACUGAUUUUAAGGACGGCGCAAUUCAGGUGAGUAUGCUGAUAGCUACUGAUACCUAG